Molecule: messenger RNA, 3075 nt
Organism: Varroa destructor (honeybee mite)
Lineage: Eukaryota; Metazoa; Arthropoda; Arachnida; Mesostigmata; Varroidae
Product: extracellular serine/threonine protein kinase four-jointed-like
Biological process (GO): cell-cell signaling
Source: RefSeq, a predicted model, not a curated record
GAAAAGUGCGCACGACGGCGUGUGCAUGAGAAAAAACACCCGUCAGAGUAUUUUCACCCAGCUAUUCUUCACAUUGGUGACAAAACUGUUCAGUGUCAGAACAUAGUGCUCAGUAGUGCGCACCGUGUGGGUGGACUGCGGAUAUAUCGACGGCGCGUAUGCAAUAUACGUUUGUGUAAAAUGGCUUACUAUACAGACCGAACGUUGGUCUGCCAGCCGACGACGAUGGUGUACCCACAUGUGCACUAUCCAGUUGAACAGAAACUACCGAUCGAGUCGAUCUAUGCCGAGGUGAUCGAAGACAUACCGCCGAAGACGCCUACGAAAACGGAGACAACUAAUCGACGCUAUGUUUUUGUGGCGAUUCUCGCUAUGUGCCUGGCGAUCAUCUCAGUUGCUCUUACACUCGUCAUCUUGUCAGGAGCACUGAAUCAAGCCCGUCCAAUGCUGUUACGGAGCUCGCUGGCCGGGCAGCCGGUGCAAGUUACAGAACGACCUGCGGUACCUUUUCCCCGUGUCAAUAGUUUCGUUGUCGUUGGCAGGCCACAAACGCGCAAGCCGAUCGCGCUGCGUCAACUUCGUCUCAACCACAGGUCGCAUAGCGAAGCUAUGACAACUCCAGAACCCAUAUCUCAACUUCCGUCUGUCGACGGAGUUUUCUGGACAGAUGCAGCAGAAGCAUCGGUGCCUGGUGGUUUCAAGCAACGUCAAGCGAUGCACUGGAAAGCGACUGUAAAAACAGCACGCUUCGUCGAUGUGCGCGAAGGCUGUGGUCGCAUGCAGAACCGACUCGUCGAGCUAAACGAUCAAGUACUGGCUUGCGCACGCUACCGCCAAAACAACGAUCAGAUUCAAGGAGAGCUAUUUUCGUUCUAUCUUGCACAGCAGCUGGGUAUUCCUAAUGUAGUCCCGGUAGUGGCCACUCGGGCAACCGGUAAGCAAUGGAGUGAAGUGGCACCGAAAGUACGCCAAGCUCGUUGGCAGCCAAAUCGACCUGUGAUCCUGUCUAGGUACCUCGAAGAUCUCGAGCCUGCCUACAUUCCCGAGCUGCUUCGGGACAAAAACCGACAUCUACAUCCGUCCGAUAUGAAGAAUAUGACACGCAGUCAAAUACAGGAAUUGGUACAGUGGAGCGACCUAAUAGUUUUUGAUUACCUGACCGCUAACCUCGACCGUGUUGUCAACAACCUCUACAACUUACAAUGGAACCCAGGAAUGAUGGCAGCACCGGCGCACAAUUUGCUCAAGGAUCCGCAGACGGGACUGCUUGUCUUCCUUGACAACGAGUCCGGCCUGGUCCAUGGCUAUCGUCUCCUUGACAAAUACCACAGCUAUCACAAGACAUUUCUACAAUCGCUGUGCGUGUUCCGCCGUCAAACGGUUCAGCAGGUUCAAUACUUGCUCAAAAUAUCGAGCGACCAGCUCGCGCAGAUGAUGCAGAACGCUUUCCAGAGCAACUCGCCUGGCAUGGACCAGUAUCUGCCUCCAUUACCACAGCGAUCUAUCGACACUCUUCGAUUGCGGCUGAAGCACGUCACGGAGCAGGUGGACCGAUGCCAGGCGCAGUAUAUCAGCAGCGCCAACCAGCGGUAGCUUCGAAUAGGAUAUCGCGGCGACCGUACAGGCAUACGGCUAACGAUUUAGAUGGUCGCUGUUCGCUGUCUUGUUGUUGUAUUUUAAAUAGUUAUUAUUGCCAAUGUUACAGUAGUAUUACGAGUUGUUAGCUAGUUCAUUAGUUAGUUAGUUGCAACUUUGAAGUUGUUCUUCGAAAACGGUCGUGGUCUGGCCCCAUCGGUAGCAGCCUAUUACCUGUGCAGCCUGCGAUGUGUUUCGAGGUUUAAAGUAGGUAGUCGCGGCUUGUAGCCGAACGGGACACAAAAGCAGCCUACGGCGAUAUGGGAUAUGCGCUGGAGAUUUUGAUUCGCUCUAUUUCUGUCUUCUUUUCUACCUCUUUUUUUCUCCCCUGAUACGCUUCGUUCUCUCUAGUUGUGUUCAGCGUAUUGUUGGCAUUGUGAGCAGACUCACUUGGUACAGCGUAUUGUGAUACGGGCGACUGCGCGUUUCGUGGGAAGACCUCGGAUUCGCUGCACAGGCUCGAGACAGCCUUACAAGAGGUUUUUGAUGACGGGACUAGAAGGUCCGAUCACAGAGCAAGCGAAAGCCGGUGUGACAUUCCACCCUUUUAUUCGUAGCGGUUUGCGAAAAGGAUUUCGUUGCGAAGCUUCCAUCAUCAACUUGCAGAAGUUAUUCGGCCGAUGAAUAUACCCUGGUACCUUACGAUUGUUCCUUCUGCUAUAACCACCUAAGCCCUCAAAGCCUGCAUAUGAUAGAUUAGCGGUUUAAGUGGAAAAAAAUGCGAAUUAUAGUCUAUGCAACAACGACGUUUGCCAUCGUCCGAUCACCUAACUCUUGCGUUGUCUCGGAUUCUUCUAGAGCAGUGCCUUACAAAUCAUUAACCGUACGUGCAUUAGUGUCCAUAUUCAAACAACUUUGUUGAUGUUGAUUCUAUUCAUAGGUUAGCGUACCUAUACAGCGUGGUUCAGAUCAUUUCUACUGCUCGUAUCUAAGAAACAGGCAGCUCGUGUCUGGCCAUAUGUCUACUGGGUUUCCUAGAUAGUUAAUUGUGUCUGGGCCAAAACGUCUGGGUUCGCGUUUCAAGCAUUCACUCGAUUGUCGCUGUAUUUUCUAUUGCGCUCCAGCGUAUCUAGCUGAGAAACGUUCGCCCGCAUCGUCACACUGGAUCGCGAAUGCGUUCUUUUGCGGCAGCCGCAAUAAUAACGCCUGCAUCGGUGAAAACUUCGACCGAUACGCUUCCUAUGCACUUUUACCGAACUUCGAAAAAUUUUCGAGCAUUAAAUUAGGAUUUUCGCACACAUUUUUCUGUCUAACGCGGCAUGUCCCGAAUGUGUUGUGAUCUGCUAGUUUCGUUGCUUUGUGUACAAUAAUUACAAUAAUAAUCUUGCGUAUUCCUUUUCUCGCGGGUGGUAGUAACUUGCAGGAAAAGGCGAUAGUUAGCACAAGAGACGUUCACGAGCGCGCCUAGUCAAACCUUAUGUGAGAUCUUUAUAGAUUAGG